This is a messenger RNA of Scaptodrosophila lebanonensis, 1274 nucleotides long. RefSeq lists its product as uncharacterized. The record is from RefSeq and is a predicted model, not a curated record. The coding region runs from base 92 to 1150 and encodes 352 amino acids. Lineage: Eukaryota; Metazoa; Arthropoda; Insecta; Diptera; Drosophilidae. The transcript is spliced from 5 exons.
AUGGUAAACACAAAAACUACGUAAAAAAUUAAAAAUUUUAAAAAGCAGCAAAAAACUUGCAGCAAUACUUCAAAAAAAAAAAAAAAACCUAAUGACAGUCAAGCGCUUUAAGUGCGACCUCAGUCCCGAGGCCCCCACAAGUCUCAAAAUCGAUGAUACCAAUCGGUUCGAUUGUUGUCAUGUUCACGAUCGCAUACCGUACGAUGCCGAGUGCUUUCUCAAGGAUGUCUCAAAGGAACUCAAUAUGCUAUACCGACGCCACAGCAGAAUGAUUGAGAAACGCAAACGCCUUAUGGAGCUGGCAUUACCGGUGCGUCGUUGGUGCCGCUUUGUUCCCAGAUGCCCAUGUCGAUUUGAGAAGUCAAUUGAAAUGGUGCCAGCCGAUCCCCCAAUACACACACGCACCGAACAACUGGCGCUACCGCUGAUCCGACGCCUACAGGUUCGAAGAGCUGAUGCUCUGGUCAAAGGCGACAAGAUUACUGAGGUGAUAUUGAAUCGCUGGCUACGCAACAGUUAUCUCUCGCUAUACAGUCGCUUAAGCAACACACAGCCCAUGAAAAAACCUCCCAAACCCAAAAAACAGAGCAAAAAACAAAAAGCGCGUCACGCCAAAUACAUUGAAACGCUGGCCAAGCCCAAACAAAUUCCGAAGCCCGCGAAGCCGGAGCGCAAUGUUGGCGAAAUGGAUAAGAAGCGUCUCAAAAAGCUGGCGCGUCCGAAGAAACGUAUCGAGGAUAUCAAACAACCAUGGGAAUUCACGAAAGCAUUGAAAACCUACAAACCAACUGCUCGCAUCCUAGCUAUCGCCAAGCCCCUAAUACGUGAAAAUUUUCACAUUAAUGAGGAGCCUGAGAAAGUCUCGCGCAAUGCCCUCAAAUACAAAGCCUCUCCACGUGUUAAAGAGAUGGCGCAACCAUUAAAGGUGUUCGAUCGUAACGCUGGUGCCGCUGAGACAGCUGAUGACCCGUUCACGAUAUCCCCAAAUGCACUCAAGUACAAGGCAACGUCACGUAUCAAGGAACUGGCCGAACCAAAGGAGUUCGAAAACACGCACAUUCGCGAAAAUCCUUUCGCCAUCUCCCCAGCUGCACUCAAGGCCAAGGCCUCACCUCGCCUCAUCGAAUUGGCCAAACCGAAGGGUGGUUAACAACUCAUUGUCUAAUUUUCAGUUUUGGAUAUAUAUUUGGCUAUUUUCUCUUUUGGUCUUUUUGCAUUGUUUUGGCUAAUAUAAGUAGUAUGUAUAUGUAAAUAAAAAGUUUUAUAAAAAAUGA